Acipenser ruthenus (sterlet) is the source of this 4120-nucleotide messenger RNA. RefSeq names its product ventricular zone expressed PH domain-containing 1 (gene veph1). Gene Ontology annotation, biological process: regulation of signal transduction. Bases 574 to 3051 code for a protein of 825 amino acids. The transcript is spliced from 15 exons. The record is from RefSeq and is a predicted model, not a curated record. Gene Ontology annotation, cellular component: plasma membrane. Gene Ontology annotation, molecular function: phosphatidylinositol-5-phosphate binding. NCBI's taxonomy places the organism in Eukaryota, Metazoa, Chordata, Actinopteri, Acipenseriformes, Acipenseridae.
GUCCCGUUGGUAAUUGGGAUGUUAUUUAUAGUUUCUGAACAGAACAGACAAUAUUGCCUGUUUGAAGAAAUAUACAACUUCGACCAGUGAUGUAGUUUGGAGGCGCCUGCAGAGAAGAAAGAAACCUUCCUGAGCACAAUGAUGCAGUGUUACUGCUUUUGUUUCAAUGCGUCCCUGAAUAAAAACGCAGGCUGGUUCAGGAGCUGGGCCUAUCAAAAGAUUUAUUGAGAAGAAGUCCCAUUGACAGUCAGGCACAUGGAAACCCACGGAUCACUAUAGUGAUUGAUGUAUAAUUGCUGUCUGGAUGGGACUGUGCGGGAGAGAGGUACUCCAUGCCACUGGAAUUUCAACAUCAUGUCAGCUUUUAGGAAAUAUUUAUAAUCCUGCAUCUUGAAGAUUUAUGAUAUGAAGCAUGAAGGUCUGGCUCUUUUAGAUUUGGUAAGAAGCAAAGUAGAGUACCAAAAAGCAAAAUGCUCUGCAGCAAUGGCUAUCUGCAGCCAGCACUUUAAUGAACAGUGUUCCACGGGCUAUCUGCACAUGUGGAUCAUGCACUGAGUCAAAUGAACAUCAGUCAUGCAUCACCUGUUCAGUCUGGUUCUUGGACAAAGAGAUCUAUCGCGUGCUGGGGACCUUUUCUCUCUGAAAGAUGCUGAGAUAGAAGACAGCUUAUCAGAAGCGUUGGAAGAAAUUAAAACAAUAUCUUCCUCAGCAGAUUACCUAACCAAUGAUAAUGAUCAGGCGGUGGUGGAGAUCUGUAUCACCCGCAUCACUACAGCUAUCCGGGAGACUCGCUCCAUAGAGAAACAUGGGCUGGCUCUGGUCUCACUGUGGGAAUCGUGUCUGGAGUACAAUCUGAAACCAGAAGGCAAGGAUGAAGACACACCACACGCAAAAAUCGCAUCUGACCUCAUGAGCUGCAUCCUACAGAAUUACAACAAGCCUCCAGUCAUGGCUCUAGCGGUGCCGGUGGCGGUGAAAUUUCUGUGGCAUGGAAACAUGGAGCUGUGCAGGAACAUGUCCAGCUAUCUCUCUCUGGCUGCCAUUGCGAAGGCAGACUUACUGGCAGACCACACAGAAGCCAUCACCAAGAGCAUUCUCCAAGGUAACUAUAUGCUCCUGCGGGUUCUGCCCUCAGUGUAUGAGAAACAGCCACAGUCCAUAAACGCUUGCGUUCCCGAGCUGGUGGAACUGAUGUCCCAGCUGGAUCAGCCUGAACAACAACACCUUCUCAGACUGUUACAAAUGGUUGCCAAGCAACACCCUCAGGUGUUGAACAAGUCUGUUUCUUCGUUAAUAAGUUACCUUCACGAUCCCAACCAGAAUGACUCUGUCCUUAACAUCCUGGUGGAAGUGUCUCUCUCCCAACCGGCAGCUGUCGCCUCUUUUCUUCCGAAUCUGAAGGCAGUUGGAGAGGAUUUACCCAACCUGCUUGGGCAGAUAGCAAAGAUCUAUGGUGCUGUGGGACACUUCGAUGAGGAGAGAGCCAGGAGUUGUCUUGUGUACCUGGUGACUCUGUUGGCAAGCAUGGAGCACACCUUCCACCACACCCUCCUCCUGGAAAUCAAGGGCAUCACUGAUACCUUCAGCAGCAUCCUGGGAGCUUACAGCAGGGAUAUCUAUCGUAUGAGCAACAGUUUCACUGCCAUAGCCAAGCUCCUGGUGAAGAAGCUGGAAUCAGACAACACACCCACUGACAGGACAGACGAUGAAACUGAAGAAGUGCCAAAGUCUUGUGACUUGGUGUCCGCUAUCAGCGACGGCGAUGGAAAUGAGAAGCUGCAAGUAAAAAUCCAGGCUUUCGAAGAAAUAUUGGCAAGUGAGAACAACAGCCCGGGCCCGAUCCGCAGAUACAGUCUGGGACAGACCUCCAAGGAAGAAAGGAAAGAAAUGAGGUUCAACAGGUCAAAAAGCCUUGCUCUGCAUGCGGUGCGCACAAAGUCUGUGAACUCGGAGAAUGGUCACGAACGGGAGUGUGGAGAAAUGCCCCCUGGCAUCGUUUUGUCAGAAAGGUCACUUAGCCAAGAAAGCUGUAGGCUGCCUUUGGGUUCAGAUCGAGAUGUAAGUACCACAGACGUACCCUCGAGUCCUCACUCCUGUGCUGCUUCUAUUGUUGCAAACAGUUCAGCAGAAACCUAUGAAGACAGCCCAGCGGACACUGAGAAAUGCACCGGGGAACUCCAGGAUCCGCUGUUGCUGCACCUCAAGGAAAACCUCUGUACAAUCCAGACAUAUUAUGCUGAGAUGGUAAAAAAAAUCCCAGUUCCGGAACGGUGUUUAAUAGAAGAUUCCUUUCGAAGUUGUGUUGCACAGUUGUUCUUCACUUGCUCGAUGAAAGGACACUACUGUCUGUACAGUAAAUCAAGUUUCACCCUCAACAGUAGGCAGACGCAAGUCUGGAUCCAAAUCAUGCUCCUGUUUCAUCAGGGCCUAUCUUCUGAGCCUUUAUCUUCAGAGGACAAGUCAGUGCAACUUCUUAAAUCAAUGUGGAAAAAGACACAGCUGAAGGGAACACAUAGCUUUGAAACAGCAAUAAUACAAUCUACUUUUCCCCAGAAAAAGGAUCUGGACAGUGUGCAGAAGCACUUGAAAGAGGUGCGUUUCUUUGAUUUUUUUGGCUACAGCGAGGAAACAGGAGGUUGGCUGUGUUUCAUGUGCAACAAUCCUGAAAAGGCGACAGUCGUAAACCUAGAUGGCCAACCGCUCAUUGAAGGCAAACUUAAGGAGAAGCAAGUUAGAUGGAAGUUCAUCAAAAGAUGGAAAACACGGUACUUUACAUUGGCUGGCAACCAGCUUCUCUUCCGCAAAGGAAAAUCAAAAGAUGACCUUGACGACAGUCCCAUUGAGCUCAGUAAGGUGCAGAGUGUCAAGGUUGUUGCUAGGAAACACAGAGACCGGAGUCUUCCCCGGGCCUUUGAGAUCUUCACAGAUAACAAGACCUACGUCCUAAAAGCUAAGGACGAGAAGAAUGCAGAGGAGUGGCUGCAGUGUAUUAAUGUGGCAGUCGCCCAGGCAAAGGAAAGAGAGAGCAGAGAAGCCACAACAUACCUUUGAGUCCUGCGUGUGCUCUUAAAGACUGUUUCCAUUACAGUGCUGUCCUUUAUAAAAGUUUAGCUUAGUCAAAGUGUGGUAAAGCACAGACAGUUAAAAUUCAAUGACAAACUAUUGGAAUAGAAGUCAAUGUCUUUGUUUGUCAUUAAAUGUGUUUCUUUAGUAUUUAUAAAUUCAUCACUAUUGAUGUUUAAUACUUGUAGAUGAUAAAGCACAGAGAGGUAUGGUAAAGCAAUCUAAAAGACAUGGCAAACCAUGGUAAACUAUGGCAAAUGCAAAGUAUAACUGUGGGAGAACUGCUGAAUGACUGUGCUAAUUGACACUGUUGAACUUUUAUAAGGGAUGUUAUACAAGUCAAAGAACCACUCAACUAGAGAGAGAUCAAAAUAACUAAGGCCGAGGCACUUACAGAUGAACAGACUGGAAGUAAAAUGAUUUGAAACUGGAGCAUUUGUGUAUUGACUGUGAAAAGUUAAAGUAUUCUGUUUUGUCGACUUAAUAACAUCUAAUGUGUCAAAACCAGUUUGAUUUACAGCACCUGAAAUCUGUAAGGUUUUGUACAGUAUGGUGUUAUCACCUAGUUUAGUGAGUUUUGAGAAGCAGUUGAUUAUUGUGUUUAAUUGAAUUUAACAGGUAAUUCACAAAACCACUGUGUACUUACAGUAUAAGCCCUCCACUAAACCUUGUAAAUAGCAUUGACUUUAGAUAUGGUACUUAUUAAUCUGAAUAGUUAUUAUGAAGGAAUUGACUUACACGUAUAUUACUCCAGCAAUGAUUAUGUUAAUUCAAAAUGAAAAGAUCCAUGAUUUCAAAAUGCAUAGAACUUUUAUGAUUCUUGAGAUAAUGAUAAUGGUACAGUUGGUGACUGUAAUGUUUUUUAAUAUAAUGCACAAACAGCCAACCGGCUAUACUGUAGAAAUCUCCACUUAAUCUUAUUCUGAGGACAGUCAUAGGACACAAUCCUUGUUCAUUGUACUUCAUAUAUUUUCUUGGUAACCUGUAACAAAACUGUACUAAAAUUCUGAAAAUGUACAACGUGGUAUGCUGAUGAUUAAAGAAAUAAAAAGCAAAA